Molecule: messenger RNA, 3569 nt
Organism: Pseudoliparis swirei
Lineage: Eukaryota; Metazoa; Chordata; Actinopteri; Perciformes; Liparidae
Gene: adora2ab
Product: adenosine A2a receptor b
Exons: 5
Coding region: 541-1959 (472 amino acids)
Biological process (GO): adenylate cyclase-activating G protein-coupled receptor signaling pathway; G protein-coupled adenosine receptor signaling pathway
Cellular component (GO): membrane
Molecular function (GO): G protein-coupled adenosine receptor activity
Source: RefSeq, a predicted model, not a curated record
UGCGCGCCUUCAAACUUCUCCUGGCGAAGCGAACAUGUGCAGCGGGGUCGUGCCAGAGGGUCGUUCACCAAGUGUGUGGCGUGAACGCAUCUCCUCGUUGUGUGGUUUGACUUCCUCGUGUGCGCUGACCGCCUACAUCUGAACACGUUGAUUGGGUGGAAGGACUUAUUAUUUUCAAUCUCACAAUAAGACCACUGCUCUUAAUUUGGCAGCUGUCCGGCUAAACUCCCAGCGCCUUCCUCCUCAGUAUUCUGCUGCUGUCUGUGGCAAAGUUUACCGAGCUGCGCACAACAGAGGCGAAGGCGGUUGCAGCGACAAAGAGGAAGACUGACGUACUGUGAGAGUGUAAUUGACAGUUAAGCGUUGAGUCAGGCAGGUGUUUGUGGUGGUAACUUCCUGCCUCGGCUGUCCUCACGUGGCACAAUCACUCUUCUCCGUAAGUUGUACUUUGGCAAGCAGGUGUUUUGUCUCAAAACAAGUCAAACAGCCGAGUCUGUGGGAUGAAAGCGCGAAGAAAGCAAAAAAUAGGAAAAAAUAACCAUGCAGAAGAAUGACCAGAUAGUCUACAUUGGCCUGGAGCUGGUGAUCGCUUUCCUGUCCGUGGCUGGGAAUGUCCUGGUCUGCUGGGCUGUUUGCCUCAACUCCAACCUGCAGAGCAUCACCAACUUCUUCGUGGUGUCACUGGCGGUGGCAGAUAUUGCUGUUGGGCUGCUGGCAAUUCCCUUCGCUAUCACUAUCAGUACCGGCUUCUGUGCCAACUUCUUCGGCUGCCUGUUCAUCGCUUGCUUCGUCCUCGUCCUCACCCAGAGCUCCAUCUUCAGCCUGAUGGCCAUCGCUGUAGACCGCUACAUCGCCAUCAAGAACCCACUCAGGUACAACAGCCUGGUGACGGGGCAGAGGGCGAAGAGUGUCAUCACACUGUGCUGGGUUCUCUCAGUAGGCAUCGGCCUGACACCGAUGCUGGGCUGGAACAGAGGAAGGAACAGCACCACCGCAGUCAGAAACCCAAUCUGCCCUGAAGGCUUGACGGAGUGCCUGUUUGAAGAAGUGGUUCAUUUGGACUACAUGGUCUAUUUCAAUUUUUUCGGCUGUGUGCUGGUUCCCCUGUUGGUCAUGCUGGUCAUCUAUGCCAAUAUCUUCAUGGCCGCUCGGCGCCAGCUCCGACUGAUGGGGCUCAAAGUUGCUCACACGCCUGCUCCUGGAGAAAUUGCCUCGCCGUCGACCCCAUCUCGUUCGACCCUGCAGAAGGAGGUGCACGCUGCCAAAUCGCUGGCCAUCAUUGUGGGUUUGUUUGCUGUGUGUUGGCUUCCAGUGCACAUCAUCAACUGUUUCAACCACCUGUGUCAGGACUGUGACCGUGCACAUAUCUGGGUGAUGAACAUUGCAAUCAUUCUCUCCCAUGCUAACUCCGUUGUGAAUCCCUUCAUCUAUGCUUAUCACGUUCGGGAGUUCAGGGAGACCUUCCGGAGGAUUCUGUACCAGCACAUCUUAGGGAAGAGGGAUGAACAUGGGUUUAGGAUCGGGAGUGGUAUUGAUGAAAGUGUUGGGAGCUGCAGCAUCAUUCGGUCUUCCUCCCGUACCAGUAGAGAGGGUUCAUCGUGUGAUACAGUAGUGAAUAACUACGCCCGGGACCCCAGUCCUGAACGAACUCCGCCAAAGGCGGCAAACAAAGCCUCUUGCCAAUGGACAACAAAGGUAGACGCUGCACCAAGCAACUACAUACCCAAUGGACACCAAAGAAAGGGUAGCACCCUUCUAGCAAUGCAGCAGCAGCAGCAUCAAUGCAUCUUGGGCUUCACGGUUCAGGAUGGAGUCGAGUCGGUCACAGAUCUGAGGGGAACGAUGAAUGUUUUGGGGGUGAGCGACAGGGGGAGGUGCAUUGCUUUUGUGAAUGUUCAGGCUCUCUCUCUAAAACAGAGCGACUCUCCAUGUUCAACAGAGCUUACGGAAGUCUCAUAAAACAUAUGAGACAACAUGAAGAAGGAUUAUUAAAGCCUCAUUAAAUCAACAGCAAAUGUGCAUCUCUUUCUGAAGUCACAUAAACUGGUUGCCGGGAAUAUUUUGCACACACCAGAAUGUGUCCAAAAUGUGUUUAAAUGGGGUUUAAAAUGGGCUGAUAAUAAAAUGUUAUUGACAUGCAGUAUAAGAACAUAUACGUGCAUUUUAUAAAAACAAUGCUUUAUCAACUGAACUGUAUCUUGCAAUAACUUUUUAGGAUACAUUUAAACCCAUGAAAUGCUUUUUUGAUAAUGUUGCAUCUACCAUGAACCAGCUAUAUGUACCACAGAGAACAAUGUCCUUAUAAGAGCUGGUAUUAAUGGUCUGAAUUUCAUAAACCACAGUCCUCACAGACAAUUGGUGGAAAACAAUGACACAUUUUGAAGUCGAGCAUUAGGGCAUGCACCAUCUCUUGUGUGAAGAUCUGUUAAAAAGUCAUUUUCAAAGUGCUGGAUAGAUAAUUAACAUUUGCUGUUGCUAGUUUGAUCAGUGAACUGAUAACUGCCAGGCAACACAUGUCCGUUGUUUCAACAACAGUGAGACACGUGCGUCAAAGGCACCCAAUAUAUACAAGUGAGUUACCAACCAACCAAAACAAAGAGCUUGUUUGACCUAUUCAAAUAUCACUCCAUAUGCCUGUAGUGUGGCGAGUCAGUCUUGCACACAGACAGCAUGCAAAACACACACACACACACUUAAAGUACACACAUGACCGCCGACUACUCAGCAAGAGGUGUUUACAGAGUGGCCUGCCUGCUGACGCCAGUCAAUGAGCCUAAUGCAAUGGAAAUCAAAUGGAGGAUCAUUUGACGAUGUCUUUUAUUAUGCCAUUACGCUUUCUCUUUCCUCAUUAAAAAGCCCUUCCAUCGUGGCCUGCGUUAAGCAACAUGUACGUGCCUUGAGGCAAUCCGAGAGACAUGACUCCAGGAAAAAACAUACAUGGGUAUGUAUCUAGCUCGUUGUAUUUGUGUUCAGAAACUAUGCAUAGUGGUGGUAUAUUAUACUUUGUGGUCAUGCCCGGGGAUAAUAAAACCGAUGGAGCCAUUUCAUUUUAAUGCUUUGUUUUUUAUGUGCUACUUUGAUUAUCAUGAGAUAAGGCUUCUGAAAAGUAUGUGGCUAUAUGUUCCGAGUCAUUUCAGUACAAUAAAAGAAACAAAACCCCAAAGACACAAAGGACUGUUGACGUUACUUGCCAUAGCAGCCGCCAGAUAUACCUCCCAGACAAGGCUCCAGCUGGGUACAACAAUCCAGUACUUUAUAAUAUGCCAUUGAGUAAUACAUGUAUAUAUCUGGGAAUUCUGACAUUUGCAUGGUAACAUUUCUGUGUGCCAUUUUAUAACUCAAUAACACGCUUGCUUCAACAGCCUUGUUUGUUUGAGGAUUCUCUUUGCCUUCUGUCAGGCCGAUGCAGUGGAGGACAUGGACUUGACAUACAGAAGACAUUUGGUGCUAAUAUCGAAUGGACAGACGUUGUUUCAGUGAGGAAAAAAUAAUAAUAAAAAGUUAAUGCAAAUGUGUACAUGUUUUAAUUAAACCCUAAAUAUAUUGCAUAUGUGAUGUUAGUGUGUAUG